Phycodurus eques (leafy seadragon) is the source of this 16555-nucleotide messenger RNA. Its product is annotated as protein unc-13 homolog B-like. NCBI's taxonomy places the organism in Eukaryota, Metazoa, Chordata, Actinopteri, Syngnathiformes, Syngnathidae. Gene Ontology annotation, biological process: synaptic transmission, glutamatergic; synaptic vesicle maturation; dense core granule priming. Gene Ontology annotation, cellular component: presynaptic active zone cytoplasmic component; terminal bouton; plasma membrane. The coding region runs from base 215 to 14764 and encodes 4849 amino acids. Gene Ontology annotation, molecular function: syntaxin-1 binding; calmodulin binding; calcium ion binding. The transcript is spliced from 45 exons. The record is from RefSeq and is a predicted model, not a curated record.
UACGCUCAGGCGGCUGAAAAUCUUCACGGUAGUACCUGUAGUCCCGUGUUGGGAAGCCGACCUUAUUUCCCGAAUUCGACAGCGUCUGCAAUAAUGAUAAUCAAUUACAGGUUACCAUGUUACCACAUUCGCUAAAUUCCGAUUAAGCGUGUACUUUCUUUCCAAAGUUCAAAGUGACUGACACUCCUGGAUUGUUGCUGGAAGCGCUUUGCCAAUGUCUUUACUUUGUGUAAGAGUGAAAAAAGCCAAGCUCCAGGGACCUUCAGACAAAUUCAACACUUACGUGACUCUGAAGGUGCAGAAUGUCAAAAGCACGACAAUCACUGUGCGAGGGGAUCAACCUUCCUGGGAACAAGAUUUCAUGUUUGAGAUCAACCGGUUGGAUCUCGGGCUCAUUGUUGAGGUGUGGAACAAAGGUCUCAUCUGGGACACCAUGGUGGGGACAAGCUGGAUCCCUUUGAAGCGUAUUCAACAAUCAGAGGAGGAGGGCCAAGGUGAAUGGCUUCUCUUAGAUGCAGAGAUCAUGAUGAAAGCAGAUGAGAUAUACGGCACCAAAAACCCGACCCCUCAUCGACUCUUAUUGGACACUCGCUUUGAGCUGCCUUUUGACAUCCCAGAAAAUGAGGCACUGUACUGGACAGACAAGCUGGAACGAAUCAAUUCUAUGGAAAUCCAUGAGGAAUACCCUCUUCAGGACGCCGUUGACAGUCGUCCAUUGCCCCCCACAGCUUCCCAGUGCUGUAACUAUUUCGGAUGGGCUGACUCAAUCACUUUGGAUGACCAGGACAGUGCAGUAGAUGACCGGGACAGCGACUACCGCAGUGAGACGAGUAAUAGUUUACCACCACGUUACCAUACAACAGCUCAGCCCAACUCCUCCGUGCACCAGUAUCCCAUUGGGCCUCGGCCACACCUCCACCGAGACUCAUGCACUGACUCCCUCCACAGUUUUGAACUGGAAUACAGAGACCAGAGAGUCAGAUCACUAAAUGAAAAAGGACGAGUAAGAAUUAUACCUGUAGAUUCUGGCAUGGGUUGUGAAGAUUGGGAAAGCAAAUACAAAAGACGAGGAAAGCCUCAACUGAGUGACUUUAUAGAUGAUCAACAAAAUUCUUCUCAAAAGGCAAAGCCUUACCUUGAACCAAAGAUCUCAAUCCUUCAAAAUACUCAACAAAUUCAUUGUGUGCCUGUAAUCUAUCCUGAAGGCUAUGACACGAUAGAUCGCCGUAGAAAGAAAAAAAUCAGGGACCCAGGGGGUAUAAUCAAUGGAGAGACACACAUAACCACCAGAGAGACUUUUCACCCAAACGUUGAGAUGCCCUGUGUGACAAGAGGGGAUAUGCUUAUGCUGCAGGUGUCAGAUAUGCAGGAAGAAGGGCAGAGCAUAACAUCCUGUCCCCAGCAAUACAAAAAUGGUCUUCUCUAUAAGACAAGAAUGUGGGCUAAAAAUGAACUGGAUGUCACCUUGGAAAAUUAUAUGGCUUACAAAAAGGAGCAAGAUGCAAGGAUGCAAUCACUGUAUGAUUUUGAUUUAAUAUAUUCUGGAGACCAUCACAAUUCUUUCAGAGCAGAAGAAGAUGUUGAUGACAUAGCUUUUUCUGCAGAAGACAUGCCCACAGUGAUUGCAAGAUGUACCCAAGACAAAACCUUCUCCUAUGAUGGCCACAUUGACAAUUCUCAGGAAUUUCAUGAAAGGUGCAAAAGACCUAAAACUGGGGGGUGGGUGCCUGAAGCAGUGCUGUCACCUGUAGAAGAACCUAAUGAAGACUAUGUAGACCCAAUGGAUGAGCUACAGUGUCUAGUUGAAACUGUUUCAGAAUACCUUGCUGAGAAAGAGGAAGAAAUUAGCAAGUAUGGUUCUCUUCCAAAAUCAAGUAAAUCAAGGCUAUCAUCUCAAGGAAGCAACAAAAUAGAUUCUGCUGGAGAUGACCACAACAGUUUAAGGAAUCCUAGAGGAGAAAGUCAAUCACAUACACCCUCAGGAAUUUCAGGUGUAAAAAAUGCCAUGAGCUCCUUAUUCAGUAAUCUCACGGACAGAGUUGGUGGGGGCCCCAAACAGUCUGUCGUUGAUACAAAAUCAUCAUUUGUGCAUCCGCCACAGUCUGGCAUAACAAAACUGUUGUCCUUUAUUCCUAAAUCAAACAGCUCUGCUCCAGUAGCUAUUGUAUCUCCCGUGGAAACAUCCCCUAAAAAUGUGUUCACUUUGCCUUCACAACCAUCCUGUAAGGCCAAGAUACAAAGGGAAAUUGACAGACAAGCUUGUGCAAGUACUCCUGGUAUAAAGGCGCAUGAACUGGACUUUGGAACCAAACCUCACACUCCAGAAAGCACUGUUCUGGGAACAUUAAAUCCUUUAAAUCUGUUUUCUUCCAGAGAUAUCAAAUCUGGUGAAAACAACGAACAGCCAAUGCAAACAUAUUAUCAAAGUGAUUCACAUUUCGAUCAGAGUACUGUUUGUCAAGGCAAACCAACAGAAGAGAGUGUGUUUUUAGCUGGGUCUGCAAAGCCUAAUGGUGCAAAGCAAUCAGAAAGUACCGAUUUCUUUAGUCUAAAGAAGUCAAUUACUUCACUGAUCACACCUUUUUCGCCGAACCCAUCCAAGGAAGCGUCAACUGUGGCAGUAUAUCCAAUAUUUCGAUCCUCUGAGGAUCCAGGACUUCAGAAACAGUGUAGUGAUCCUUUAUCAAAUACUAAACUUAAACCGACUUCACUAUCCUCUGAAAAUGUCUCAACUCAGCAACAACUAAAAAUAGAAGGGGGGAUGUUUUCUGGAUUUUUGAAGUUUGCAUCCAGUGAGGAUGUUCGUUCCCCUGGAAACACAAAAGAUCCAGAGCAAUCAAAAUAUGAAUCAACUUCUGUUAUGUCCAAUGCCUUUAAGCAAAAUUCUGCCACACCACAGAAAGACACAGAGAAGGGAUGGUUCUCUAGCAUAUUUAGCCCUGCAACUCCUCCCCCUGGCUCAAAUCAGAAUACUAUUAGUAACCCUCAAGAUCAGAACAGGAAAAUGUCACCUAGCUCACAUUCAGAACAUGGAUCAAAUCUUAAAACAACAGAAGCACAUUAUCGAAUGCAACAGCAUGCUCCAAAUCAAAGUUUUUUGUCAGGAUUUUUUAAAGGGAGCUCCCAUGAGGACUCUGCUACGGGCUAUACUCAGCUAAAGCCAGUAGCAGUGGUUGAUUCAAGUGGUGACGUAUCAGACAAUAUGCUACAGCAGGGUCCAUGUAACAACCAGCCGACCCCAGAAAUGCCCAUCCACGUUUCCGUGCAACAGAAAAUGACAGCUUCAAGCAGGGGAGGGCUUCUCUCUGGUAUACUGGAGUUUUCAUCAACAGAAAAUGUACCACAAAAUACAUACCUUUCUGAAGAUGAACAUAAAGGAAACAUCUCUUGCAACUACCCGUCAAAGCACAGAACCUCUGGCCAAUCUGAGAAAAUGCAGCAUCAGCAAAAUAAGUUAUUUGGGACAUUUGGAUCAGAUGAGAGUAAUUUAAGGUGCCAAAUAGUUCAGCAGCAAAGCAGUGCUCAUUGUAAUUUGACCCAUAUUGACAUUCAAAGUUCAAGUCAAGGAGCAGAUUUCAGGAAUCAAACAGCAAGACAGAUUGCCCAACAGGAAUCAUGUAAACCAAGCUUUUCUCGACAACAAACAGUUCCAGUUAAGCAACCACCGUCCCAAAAAGGUGGUAUGCUUGCUGGUCUUUUUAAAUUACCUUCUGCUGACAGCAUCAACACACAACAGCCCUCAUCAAUCCAAUUUAAUGGAAUUGUCCAAAGCAUGUCAAGCUUUGAAAAACCUGAAGAAAGAAACAUUCAAAAGUCUAAACAAAGGCAACCACAGGAUCAGUCAAAAGAAAAUACUCAAGCCGGUGGUUCUUUUACACCACAGUCCUCCACACAAAAAAAUGUUCAACAAUCCAAAAUUAUUCAUGAGACACUACAACAUAUUAAUGUGCAAAAUAGCCAAUUUUAUCAAAAAGAGGCAGCAAAUCAAUCUGGAUUUCUCUCUGAUUUAUUUAACAAGUUAACAAAAUCAUCCAAGGACAGUGACACAACCUGCCACAGAUCAAUAGAGCAAUCAUUGUCUCAAAUAGGUCAUAAAUGUGCAGUUCAAAGUAAUACAUUGGAGAUACAGCCACAUUUUAAUAGUACUCAGAAAACUUCACAAAACUACAUUGACAAUGAGAAGAAGACACAACAAACUGCCCAACGAAGUUUUUUUUCAGGAUUUGAAAAUAAAAAUGUUCCUAUAGAAUCUGUUGCCUAUCCACAGCUUGCUGUAUUAGGCCAGAGUACUAGGGAAAUGUAUCACUCACAGCCUGAUAUAUCAGAUCAGCGUACUGAGGAACUGUAUCCCUCAUGCAGAUUGACAACGAGUGCUGGCAAAAGUGCCUGUCAAACUCGUGGUCUAAAUUAUUUAAUUCCAAGACCAAGCAGGCAUGAUUUCAAAAGUGCACCUGUGUCAAUUGAUUCUGAUACUUUAGACCUAAGAACAUCAGCUACUUUUGCCAGAUCGCUUCAGAGUCAUGCAAUUUACUCAUCAUUCAGUGCUGGUAAUUUACCCCAAUUAUAUUGCUCUCACUCUUCUCAUACAACUUCCUCAGUAAAGACCAUUAAACCAUAUUGUGGAAGCCUGCCCUCAUUUUAUGAACCAACAAGCCAAAACCUCUAUAAUGGUCAGCUUUCUCCCUAUCAAAUAAGUCCCUCCUAUGAUGAAAACCAGUGGAUCCGUGGAAGUACAAUAUGGCAGCAGUUUCAGAAUGAAUCUUUGCAUUCUCAAUUCCAAGGUGAGGACUCAGGGUAUGCUCAGAGCUAUGAAAAUUUGUCAUUGCAAGUUUUUCCUCUUGGCUGUAGUCCUCCAAAGAUCAAUCAGCAUGUUACUUCCUCUACCACAUGGGAAGGUGAUCUGUGUCAUGAUGAGCAAACGGAGCCAUAUUUUUCUAAUGGAAGCAGGAAUGAUGAUUAUUACACCCAGAAAUUUUGGAGUAGCCAUGAAGAGUUAGGAACCCUACACUAUUCAUCCAGUGAACAGGGAAUAUUGAACUUAACAUCUAAACCAAGUACGGCAACACUGGGGAAAUGGCAUUUGUGUAAUGACAGCAGCACUUACAGCUUGAAUGGAAUUACAUAUCAUGAAGGCUAUUACGAAGAGACCAUACCAAGCUUGUCUUAUUCGGCAAACUGGCAGCAUGGAAUAGAUAAUAACAUGAUAAAAUAUUCAAAUUAUCCCUCAAAUGUGAAUGGCAUGGAUGAUUCUAUAUACCUUGAAGACACAGAAUGGUAUCAACAGUGGCUUGCACUAUUGAAGCAAGGAAUGUGGUGGCCAGCUGAAGAUGGUGACUGUGGCUACUUUGUUUAUACUGAUCAUGAAUACAUUUAUGCCUUGCUCACAGAUUCAGCAGGUGAAUAUGUGUAUGCAUGUGCUCCUGAAGAUAAUUCUUUGGGAAAUGCACAGGCAUGUGAUAGCUUCCCCAGUGCGCUGGUUUCCAAUGAAAUGGUUUUAGUGUGUGGCUUCAAAAUUCCACUUUAUAAUGAGGAUGAGCUUAUGUGGUUGCCUGGUCAAGAUCUCAAUGAAUCUGAACUUCUUAAUGCUCCUUUAGAUUUGUCUGCAGCUUAUAGAAAAGGAAAUCAGAUCAUGAACCUAAAUCUUGAGCAGUUUGCUCAAAUGUUGGAAAAUUAUUUUUUGUCACCAGGGCAGCAAGGUGUAGAUUUCACAUCUUUCAAGUUAAACAAAGUUCGUAUGGAUCCUAGACAACCCAACUACAUGCCAGAAGACCAAUGCAAGUAUGUCAUUGACCUUUCCUGUCAUAAUGAAGACCAUCAGGGUCCUCAGUGGAACAGCCAGGAAAAUAGAACAUUUCUUGCUCAAAAAGUUGCUGUUUCCUUGAAUUCUACUGCUACUGCAAGAUUAAAUCAGCAGAUACUUUACAACUGUUACCAGCCUCGCCAACAACGUCGUUCAUCCACUGGUGUUACUGUGAAACAUGUGGAUGAUGUAUCAGAAGAAGACUGGAGAAAGAGAGUGACUCCAGGAGAAGCACAACCGAAUCGUCAGGUUAAAAAUAUUUCUUCCCUCAUCUCAUCUUUUGUGGGCAAAAGUACUACUGUUGAAUCAACCAAAACUAGCAUAUCUCCCUGUAAUCAAAGGGAGCCUGAUAAUAAGGCUGAUAAACAUUCUAAAAAUGUGUUUUCAUCUGGCUUUCAAAGUGUGAAGGCAAAGCUCAUCAAAGAAGAAAGUACAUCUAUUAGUCCAGAAAAAAAGGUGCAGGGAAGAACUCUGCCCACAUUUUCAACAACUAAUCAAGUGGCUCAUCCUUCAACACAAUCUCAUACCAAUUCACAGAAACUUAGAUUGCCACGACAGACACCAAGAGAGAGCCCCACAGUGCCAUUGGGAUCAAAAGAAUCUCAAAUUAAAGAUGGUCUCCCUCAGCAACAUCCAACUGAUAAGCCAGUGGCUAUAAUAAUCGAAAAAACCUCUGACCAACCAGGGUUCAUGAAUUUUCUAAAAUCUGCAGUAAGAAUUGAGGAACCCAAGCAAGAAUCGCAAAAGGUUUCACAGACCUCUCUCAAUCAGCAAAUCAAAACUGGAAACACUGCUUCUAUACCAGAAAAUCCUGGUCCAGAUAAAGAGCCUACAGGAGUCUCAAAUAUAUUUGGCUCAAUUAGCAGCUUAUUUAAUAUUGAUCCUACUAUGCCACAGAGAGAGGAAACACCCAGGCAAACUGCAGCUAGACCCAAGGGUAUCCAGAGACAACAAACACUGAACCAAAGUGGUACACCUGGGCCAGAAAAAGACCUCCCCUCCCCCAAAUCUGAACACUUUUGUUCCACUGUCAAGGGAACUGCUGUAACCCAAUCAGAAGUUACAUCACUUGCUGAACAGAAAAAACAAGAAAAAAGAACGAAACCCUCCGGUGGCCUGUUUGGAAUUUCAAUUGGAGAAAUUCUAACAGGAUCAACAGCAGCAACACAGUCUGGACCUACAACUCAAACAACCACAUCAUCUACAGCUCCACAAGAAAAGUCAUUUGGUCAAAGUUUAUUAUCAGUGUUUAGUGGCUCAAAUCCUGCACAAUCUAUACCUCGAACUGGGCCCUCUCAAGCAAAUCCCCCAAACACCACCCUACAUCAUCCUCAGGUUGAAUCAUCUGGUAAAGGUGUAUUAGCAAUGUUUGAAGGAUCCCAUUCCACACCCUCUCCUUCUCAAAAAGAGUCCAGAGAUGAGGUGCCACUAAAGGGGAACAGUCAUCCGAAAGACCAGCAGUCAGCAGGUUUUUUUUCGUUCUUUGGUGGUACAAACACUCAACAGUCUCAAUCUCAAACAGAAUCUCUUUUAGGGGGAAUAAUUUCUGGAUCAUCAAGUUCAACCGAAAACCCAGUGAAGGGUCUGUUUUCAAUAUUUAGCAAUCCCAGUCCCCCACCGGCUCAGUCACCAACAACCUCAUCUCCACAAGAAAGAAUAGUUCAACCACAAGCUCAACAUCAGAAAGGGGCUCCAACACAAUCAAAACACAAGCCUCAAGCACAAGGGCAACAUGCCACCUCUGUUCUAGGGGGGAUAUUGGGUGGGUUGUCUACUUCAAGUGAAGGUCCCAGGAAAACAUUGUCUUCCAUGUUUAGUGCCUCACAAACAGGUAAUACAGCUGUACCAUCCAAAGAACCCCGUAAAACUCUACCCUCUGUUGAGUCAGACAUUGGAGCACCCAUGCAGUCAACUCCUAAAUUAUCACCUACCAUUAAUUCCGCUAGCAAAGACUCACAAAAAAAAUCACAGUCUGCCCAAAGUCCAUCCAUUUCCAGCACCUUGGUACAAGAACAUGUGAGGGAAGUUUCAAAUGAACAUUUAGGGAACAAUGAAAAAAAUGACUCAAGGGAGCUCCAAUCUAUUUCUGGUGAUACAACUUUAAAUCAUACCACAUUAAGUUCUGGGUUUGAAUGUAAAUACACUGCUAUUUCAUCAACAGAACCAAAUUCUGAAUGUAUAGAUGUACUGAAGAAAACAAUCGCUAAAAGCACACCUGAGGAUCAUGCGCCCCAUCAGGAACCACCAGCUAUGGGCCUCUUGUCUAUGGUCAGCGAACCAGGUCAAACAUCUUCAAAUGCAAGAGUCAUUUCAGACAGUCCAGCAAAAGGCUUACUUUCAUUAUUUUCUCUACCUAGUAGUGAACCUAGUGAAAGCCAGAAAGGUCCAUCAGGGCCCAAGGAUGCACAGGCUAAAAGUAUAUUUUCUGUGUUUGGAACCUCCUCCCCUCAAUCUGGACCGCAGUCUGGAGGUUCUCUUUUAGGGGCUAUAUUUGGAGGCUCGUCACCCCAAUCAGCUACUUCUCAGCCUGGAGGGUCAUUACUAGGUGGUUUAUUUGGAGGACCUAGUCAGCAGUCUACUCCGCAAACUGCCCCCACAAAGAAUGGGGGUUCUGUUCCUCAGACAGCAGGACCUCAAGCAGGGGAAUCCUUAAUUGGAGUCUUAUUUGGCGGAUCUGCUACUCGGACAGCUGGAUCUAGUUUAGCUGGCAUAUUCGGAGCUCCAGCAGCUUCAACCACAGCAACACAGGCAAGUGGGGCAUUGGGUGGACUAUUUGGUGGGGCUACCACACAAACUUUUGUACCUCAAAAUAGUAGCUCUAUAGUGGGAGGUGUUCUGGGAAGAUCAGCUACUGCACAGAAGUCUGACGAUUUACCUGAAGCCUCAAUCCCAGCUGAAUUGCCUGGUAAAUGUUUGCUUUCACCUUUCAAAGAUUGUGUUUUACCUGCAUUGUCCACACCAACAGCUACACCAAAUUUAAAUGAUGGCAAGAAAAUCACUUCUCUUUCUGAACCAACUUCAAGUGUAUCUGUUAUACAGAAAACAUUUGACAAUAACACAGUUCCAGCUCCAGUUGGUCAAGAAUCUUCUACAAUUGCCAUUGCCCUUCAAAGUGAAGAACAGCCAGAAACAUUACAGAAACCUGAUAUUACAGGUCCACUUCCAGUAGAAAACGUACUUAUAAAACAUGGUAACAUAGAUGAUCAUUGUGAUAAAACAGACAAACCAGCCGUAGCAGAUUAUGAUGCUGAAUAUCAAACCUGUAUUCUAGUGGAGGAACCUGGAGGCGCAGAGCUUGUAAGAGAUAAGUCUAGUCAAGAUAAAACUUCUAAAAAUAAAGAGGAGAUGGUACCCACACCCGUGGUUGAGGUACAACAAAAGACACCAGGGGCGGACAAAUCUGUUGGUAAUUCUUCAACAGAUACAGUUACAGGCUUUAUGUCCUCCCUUUUUAAACCAAUAGUGUCUUCCAAUGCAGGUCCUCAGCCUCAUGAGAGAAGCUUGCUUUUUGGACUGGGAGGAUCAGCACCCCAAGCUGCUGCAAGCCAACCUGGCAUUUCACUACUUGGCAGUAUUUUUGGAGUUUCUAACACUCAGACAGCAACUCCCCACUCAGGUGAAAAUGUCUGUGGAAAUUUAAACAAGGGUUCUGAUAUCCAGUCUAAUACUGAAAAUACUGCACCUUCUCCUGGAGGUUCAAUUUUUGGAAUGUUCGGAGGACAAGCCACUGCCAAGCCAAAUGUUCCAAAGACUGGUGGGCCAUUACUGGGUGGGGUGUUGGAAGGAACUGCCACAGGAGCGCAACCUGUUGGUUCUUUUCUCGGAGGAAUGUUUGGAGGCCUCACUGCCCAAACUGCAGGAUCACAGUUUCUUGGGGGUAAUGGAGGGGCUACAAUGGGACAGCCAUCGAAGCCAUCUGAACCAAUGCCAAGUGAACAGAAGCCAAAAACUAUUACUACUUCACAUCCACAGGUUACACUUGACAAUGUGGUGUCAAAUGGUAUCCUGACGGAUUCAAAUAAAAUAGUGGACUCCAAUCAAGCAGAUUGCACUCAGCAGAAAUCCAGCAUCGUGAUAAUCAAUGUUGUGUUACCUGAGGUUGCUUGUCAAGACACUACUACUAUCACAAGUAAAUGUGAACUCAUCGCUCAAAUAGAUGACACAAAAAAAGAAGUGUCAACUGUUGAAGAACACGUCAUUCAGUCAAGAUGUGAAAAUGACAAAUCUGUCCCAAAAAAUGAUUCAAAUAGAGGCCAACCUGUUGAUAAUUUGCAAAAAGAUGCAGAGCCAUCUCAAGCUAAGCCUUUGUUCGGUUUCAUAUCAACACAGAUUGAUGCAGGAAAAUCAUUAGGAAAUUUAUUUUCACCAGCACUGACGUCUGCUGCUUCAGCAGGUCCUCAAGCAGAAGCAGGCAGUUCUCUUUUUUCAGGAUUAAAAACAUUAUCUGGAGGCCUAUUUCAAGAGGAAAAAACAACUACACCGUCAUUAUUUCGGACAAAGAUGGGAUUUCCCUGGCAAAGAGAGCCACUAAAGCAAGCCGCUACCCCAAUAACAUCUCAACCAAAGAAUAGUAGGAAGCCAACAAGUGGUGAAACGCAUCAAGUGGCACAAGUGAAAAAUGUUUCCACAUCUGAUGCCCCAAAAGCUGAAUCGGUAGGUUCCGCAAAUGUGGUAGCCAACCCCCAGAUAUGCAUUUCCACCCCUGACCUAGAUUCCUCAACAUCCUUGACCUUAAAAGAUCACAAAAUGCUUGUAGAAACAAACCCUUCUGCAGGUGCUACCAAUGAAGAGCUGUUGGACAACCAGUCUAUGAAGAAUCUGUUGAAUAAAAAAAGUCCAGUGGAAAGUAGUCGCUUUGGGUCAUCAGGAAACCUGAGUCAGACCAGCUCUCAGCUGAGUGAGAUUGGUCACGAAAGCACUGGAGGGUCAGAAAUCGAAGAAUCCUUCCACUCCUAUCACAGCACUAGCUUCUAUCCCUCCUCAAAUGGACAUUUUACAGCAAAUGGACAGUCUGUUGUUGGUGAGAAGGUUAUUCCUCGACUGUCCGAUGCAAGACAAAGCUUGCUAAAUGACACUCCAAGAGAGAAAGUGUUGUCUAAACUUCAAAGGUUUCACGAUGAAGGGCCACCUUUACCAUUUUCUCCAUCCAGAGUUCGCUGGUUGAAGGCCAUCAAUAAAGUCAGGGUUCAGCUACGGGAGGUUUGUCAUGAAUCACCCAGUGCAAGACAGGCCUGGAUAAAACCAGGUGGUGGACCAGGGCUUUAUGGGAUUGACAGCAUGCCAGAUCUUCGUAAAAAGAAGCCCAUUGCCUUGGUUAGCGAUGUGUCCCUAGUCCAAGCUCGGAAGGCAGGUAUCGCAUCUGCGAUGGCUGCACGAUCCUCCAUCAAGGAUGAGGAGCUGAAAAACCAUGUUUACAAGAAGACCCUUCAGGCGCUGAUCUAUCCAAUAUCUUGCACCACGCCACAUAACUUUGAGGUGUGGACUGCCACAACACCCACGUACUGUUAUGAGUGUGAGGGGCUGCUGUGGGGAAUUGCACGACAAGGUGUCCGCUGCUCAGAGUGUGGUGUCAAGUGUCAUGAAAAGUGUCAGGAACUGCUGAAUGCUGACUGUCUACAACGUGCUGCUGAGAAGAGUUCUAAACAUGGAGCUGAGGACCGGACUCAUAAUAUCAUCAUGGCAAUGAAAGACAGAAUGAAGAUUAGAGAAAGAAACAAACCUGAAAUUUUUGAACUUAUCAGGGAAGUGUUUGUUAUCAGCAAAACUAUACAUUUGCAGCAGAUGAAAGCAAUCAAACAGAGCGUACUGGAUGGUACUUCAAAGUGGUCUGCCAAGGUCACCAUCACAGUUGUUUGUGCCCAAGGACUUCAGGCCAAGGACAAGACAGGAUCCAGUGAUCCGUAUGUCACUGUGCAGGUGGGCAAGACAAAGAAGAGGACCAAGACCAUCUAUGGCAACCUCAAUCCAGUGUGGGAGGAGAAGUAUCAUUUUGAAUGCCACAAUUCAUCAGACAGAAUCAAGGUCCGCGUGUGGGAUGAGGAUGAUGACAUCAAGUCAAGAGUCAAGCAGCGUCUUAAGAGAGAAUCUGAUGAUUUUCUCGGCCAGAGUAUUAUUGAAGUCCGAACACUGAGUGGAGAAAUGGAUGUGUGGUACAAUCUAGAGAAGAGAACAGACAAGUCCGCCGUGUCAGGGGCCAUCCGCCUCCAAAUCAACGUGGAGAUCAAGGGGGAGGAGAAAGUGGCUCCAUACCAUGUGCAGUAUACCUGUUUGCAUGAGAACCUAUUCCACCACUCUACAGAUAUCCAUGGACAUGGUGUGGUGAAAAUCCCAGAGGCACGUGGAGACGACGCAUGGAAAGUUUAUUUUGACGACGUGCCCCAAGACAUCGUGGAUGAGUUUGCCAUGCGUUAUGGAAUUGAAUUAAUCUACCAGGCCAUGACGCACUUUGCCUGUCUAUCUUCUAAGUACAUGUGUCCCGGAGUCCCUGCGGUGAUGAGCACCCUGCUCGCCAACAUCAAUGCCUUCUACGCCCACACAACCGCCUCCACCAAUGUGUCCGCCUCCGACCGUUUUGCUGCCUCCAAUUUUGGGAAAGAACGCUUUGUUAAGCUCUUAGACCAGUUGCACAACUCCUUGCGCAUUGACCUCUCUACCUACAGGAACCACUUCCCUGCUAGCGACAAGGAUCGCCUUCAGGAUUUAAAAUCCACUGUGGAUCUCCUAACCAGCAUCACAUUUUUCCGGAUGAAGGUCCAGGAGUUACAGUCCCCGCCCAGGGCCAGCCAAGUUGUGAGAGACUGUGUCAAGGCCUGUCUCAACUCCACAUAUGACUACAUCUUCAAUAACUGCCAUGAUCUGUACAGCCAACAGUACCAGCCUGUGGAAAUGAACAAGGAUGAGCUCUCUUUGGAAGAUCAGGGUCCGAGUAUCAAGAACUUGGACUUCUGGCCCAAACUCAUUAUGCUCAUCGUCUCCAUCAUUGAAGAAGACAGGAACUCGUACACACCUGUGCUGAACCAGUUUCCUCAAGAAUUGAAUGUAGGGAAGGUGUCAGCAGAGGUCAUGUGGACAUUGUUUGCACAAGACACAAAGUAUGCUAUGGAAGAACAUGAAAAACACAGACUCUGUAAGAGUACUGACUACAUGAACCUGCACUUUAAAGUGAAAUGGCUGUAUAAUGAAUAUGUCAAGGAGCUACCCAACUUUAAGGAUGUUGUACCAGAGUACCCAUUAUGGUUCUUGCAAUUUGUGCUGCAGUGGUUGGAUGAAAAUGAGGAUGUAUCUAUGGAAUUUAUGCACGGAGCCCUAGAGAGAGACAAAAAAGAUGGGUUCCAGCAAACGUCUGAGCACGCUCUCUUCUCCUGCUCUGUGGUGGACAUCUUUACCCAGCUUAACCAAAGCUUUGAGAUCAUCAAGAAACUGGAAUGCCCUGACCCUUAUGUCAUGGCACAAUACAGUCGCCGCUUCUCCAAGACUAUUGCCAAAGUUCUUUUGAAGUACAGUGCCAGUCUUAGCAAGAGUUUUCCUUCGUACAUUGACAAGGAGAAGAUCCCCUGCGUCCUGAUGAAUAAUGUGCAGCAAUUGCGAAUCCUGCUGGAGAAGAUGUUUGAGUGCAUGGGGGCCAAACAGUGCAACAAUAGAAUGCUAGCAUGUCAGUUUGAAGAAAGUGAGGCGGAGGAAGAAGAAGUAAGGGAGGAAGGGGACAAAAUUCAGACUGAUGGGGAGAAGAUGGACACGGAGGCGAGUGAUCUGCUGAACAACCUGCAGGUUAAGCUGAACAGCGUGCUGGAUGAGCUCAGCAGGACAUUUGGGAACAGUUUCCAGAGCCGCAUCAAUGACUGCAUGCGUCAGAUGGCUUCUCUGCUUUAUCAGAUAAAAGGGCCUCUCAACGCCAACACUAAAGACCAAGUCGAAGCCGACUCGGAUAACAUGCUAAGGCCACUUAUGGAUUUCCUGGAUGGGAAGUUGACGCUGUUUGCAACCAUUUGUGAGAAGACUGUUUUGAAGCGUGUGCUCAAGGAGUUGUGGAGGAUUGUGAUGACCAACCUGGAGAAGACUAUUGUCCUGCCCCAGGGCAAUGACACCUUUGGUGCACAGAUACUCUCAGCUGCAAAAGAACUCGGUCAACUCUCCAAACUCAAAGAUCAUAUGGCAGGGGAGGCAAAGAGCCUGUCUCCGAGGCAGUGUGCUGUUAUGGAUGUUGCACUGGACACGAUUAAGCAAUAUUUCCAUGCAGGAGGGAAUGGUCUGAAGAAGGCCUUCCUGGAGAAGAGUCCUGAGCUGUUCUCACUUCGCCACACCCUGUCCCUCUACACUCAGACCACUGACACACUCAUAAAGACAUUUGUGACCAGUCAACAUGCACAAGUCCACAAUGGAAAGGGUAUUAGGUUAACUCCCAAUGAAAAAAUACAGCCCAGCAGGGGCUCAGGUGUGUCUAAUCCAAUUGGUGAAGUGUCCGUCCAGGUUGAGCUCCACACUCAUCCUAAAAGUGGGGAGCACAAAGUUUCCGCCAAAGUUGUGGCAGCCACUGAUUUGAAAUGGCAGACACCUAGAAUGUUCCAGCCUUUUGUGGAACUCACUAUGAUUGGACCACACCUAAGUGACAAGAAACGUAAAUUUCAGACUAAAUCCAAGAACAACAGCUGGUCUCCCAAGUUUAAUGAGACCUUCCACUUCCUCCUAGGAAACCAGGAUGGGUUUGAAUGCUAUGAGCUGCAAGUGUGCGUCAAAGACUACUGCUUUGGUCGAGCUGACCAUGUGGUCGGCUUGUCUGUGAUCCAGUUAAGAGACAUCAUGGAGAAGGGCAACUGUGCCUGCUGGUGCCCACUGGCUCAGUGCAUCCACAUGGACGACACAGGUCUCACCGCCAUGCGGAUCUUGUCGCAGCGCUCUAACGAUGAUGUGGCCAAGGAAUUUGUGCGGCUUAAGUCGGAAACUAGAUCAGCCGAAGAGGGCAGAUAAGGUGGGGUGAAAAAAAAGAAUCUUCCUUCAACAGACUUUCCUCAACCUUCAACAUAAUUGACUGUUUGGUGGCACCUUACCUAGAUCACUUGGGCACUUUGUGUUUCUCAACCACACACGUCUUACUUGACCCUUGAUUAUUUUAUUUUUUUUAUUAUUAUUUUUUUUAAUUUCAUUUUUUUUUUUUAAUCUCUCUCAUCAGCUGUGUGCACACAGCUGAUGAGUUAAAGUUCCUGCACCUCCAUAGUGUUGUUAUACAAUAAACCCAGCCAACCCUCCUCCAACCAACCAUUUCCACUGUGUUUCAUGCCUUACACCCAUAAGUCAAAACUGUGAACAUGUCAAAUGAAGUUGUUUGAAUGCUCAAGGUCCCCUGUGGUGCUUUUGAGUAAUGUAAAGAUGACAAUCAAUUUUGUCUCAUACAGUGUCAAAGUGGAUCCAAUGCAGCUAUUAUUUGAAGAAAAGGUCAUUUAGUAGUAUUUUUAACCACUGGAUGAGUUUGUAUGACUUGUGCCAUUUGGAUUAUUUCACACCACAAUGAAAAAAGCAGUGUCAAUGUAUGUGGUGCAAACAAAUAUUAAAAACUCCUCAUGAAUACUAACAUUCAUGUUCAUUCGCAAAGUGCAACAAUGGUAGGGAGUACAUUUUAUUUAUGUUUUUAGACAGUUAUUUAUUUUUGUGUCCCUGUACAUGUGGGAUUUGUUAAUGAAUUUGCACAGUUGUUGUUGCUGCUGCUGGGUUGUUACUAGUUGUAAAGAAAAUAACUUCUUUACAGGCUGUAAAGUCAGCCCUCACAAUUACCUUACAGCUUUGUGUUUGCUAUUAAAUUAUUACACCAACUACUGAACGUUUUCUUCCCGAAAAAUAAAAAUUGGGGGGACUCAGCAGCACAACUUCUGAGUUCAUUUUUUAAGUGUUUACUUAUUCAUAGUUUAACAUGUAGACGGGUGACAAGAGUUAGAGCCUGAGAGCGUAAGCAUUGAAUGAUGAUGCUUCCAUACAGGAAAUAUUUUGGAGACAGUCUUUGACUUUCACAGUCCACCGUUUUCAAAAAUUGUUAAAUGAAGGAAAAACUAUUCUAAAGCUUCCAGGUUCCCAAAAAUGUGAAGAAUCUGUAUAGGUUUAUUCAUACAUUUGUCACCCAACCUGAUUUCUGGUUCUGUUUUCUUCUGCUCGUGCUUUCAGUUGCCUUAUUGUGAUUGGAAAUGUUUAUAUUUUAAACUUUUAUCAAAUCAUGCUCUAUCUUUUACCAAUCCACGGUGAGGUUUUCUACCUCAGCCCAUUCUUGUAUUCCAAGUGAUAUUUCUUUUGUUUCAACUUUUAUCUUUUAUUGUUUGUAAAUGUUAUAUUGAGAUUGUUUUUGUCUUUGUGGUAUUAUGUAUGUGUGUAUUAUGUUUUUAAUGAUUUAAUAACAAUGUGAUAGUAAGCUAUAUUUGUUUGAUGAACACUAAUCCAUGUGUGCCAUCUUUUUUUUUCUUCUCAUAACUGAUGGAGAAAUGUUUAAAAUGUCACUCGGAAUGAAGGAUGUUUUUGCAAUGAGAACCUCAAUGUUGGACCAGUUGUCUUUUGAGCAAAUGACCUGUAGAAAUGAAAUAGACUAAAUAUAUAAUAUACUGUACAUGCUCCUUGUGCCAUUUUUUAAUUACAUUUUUUUUGCAUUUGUUAAGUUUUGCAAUUUCACUCUCUGCAAGAGUUAACGCAUACAGUAUAUCAGUAAUUUUUGUGAUUUUAUUUGUCACUAUUUCCAUGUUGUUGUCUUGUAAACAUUCCAAUUACUUUUCUAUAAAGUAU